AUGAGACUAUCUGCUAUUCUUCCUGCCCUUGCGGCUUUCCCACUUGUCCGAGGACUUGAGGCCCCUAUCCCAGGAUACGGUGUCGAGGAGUUCACCUGGGAAGUUGAGACCAAGCCGGGAGGUCCUACAGUGGCUCUCAAUGGCACAGUCCAAGAUAUCUACGCCAGAUUGAUCGAGAUCAACCCGACUUAUGAUCGGGAUUUCGCGGCCAGGGUACCUCAAGCCAGAAGUAACGACGACGAGGCUCCGCAUCUACAAAAGCGUUUCGAUAUCAAGUGCAACAACCAUGGCUCAGCCAACCUGAAAUUAAUCAAAGAGGGUAUCGCUUACUUGUACGGCGUCCGUGGUAAGCCUACCAUCGGUCCUGGUCCUGGGAAAUGCGGAAGAGUGAGCUGUUCUUGGAGCGCCGCUAUUUGGUGGUGUAAUGAUGUAAGUGUUUGCAUUUACUACUACCUUUACCAGAACUAA
Molecule: messenger RNA, 468 nt
Organism: Aspergillus terreus NIH2624
Lineage: Eukaryota; Fungi; Ascomycota; Eurotiomycetes; Eurotiales; Aspergillaceae
Exons: 2
Coding region: 1-468 (155 amino acids)
Source: RefSeq, a predicted model, not a curated record